Messenger RNA from Botrytis fragariae, 540 nucleotides. RefSeq lists its product as uncharacterized. NCBI's taxonomy places the organism in Eukaryota, Fungi, Ascomycota, Leotiomycetes, Helotiales, Sclerotiniaceae. Bases 1 to 540 code for a protein of 179 amino acids. The record is from RefSeq and is a predicted model, not a curated record. The transcript is spliced from 3 exons.
AUGAUCUCAAGCCACCAAGUGCUAAAAGACGCCAACGGUGAAAAGAUGCCAAGAUCGAUUCGUCUAUUGGAAAAAGCAAGUACAGCAUUUCAUUUCGACAAUUUCUUUUCUUUUCCUCUCCCAAGAGCCGGACGAGACGCAUAUUUCAUAUUUCCGGAUUCGGAUCCGAGUGCAUAUCUCUACAGUGCCGCAAACGGGCCGCAGCAUGACCCCCUCCCCAUAUUGCUUGUUGCCUCCUCGCAACUAUGGCCUCUUCGGGUAAUCUUCAAUCUUAUCCUGGGACACGACCUCCGUGGAAAUUCCAUCGACUCGUUUGGUGCAAGACGUGGUAUUCCCGCAAGAAUCCAUGAAGCCAACGAUAGCAAUUUUACUCCAACGGCUAAGCGCGGUCAGCAAAGAAGGACAAGCGCCGAGAUUUGGGACCAACCAAAUUUAUCUACACUCCUCACUGCAGAUAAUAUGGAGAAGCAGCUCGGGUCUGGUGCCAAGGCUUCAGGGGUGGGAAAUGGCCCUUCAUGGGUGCCACGAAGUCCACGAUAA